AUGCCCUGGCCAGGUAUUUACAGAAACAAGUUUUCCGAUCCAGAUUUCUUCAGAAAUAAAAAUAUGUUCACACAAAACUUUACUUUAGGGAUGCUGCAUUCCUCAUCUAGAACACCACUAACACGAUUACAGAUAGGUUUUAUGUAUUAUACAUGCGUACAUGUAUUCAGUAUAAACGUGUCUAUAUAUAUUUACCAGUAAUAUGUUUUUCCUGUAGCGGUAUUUGAGUAAGCAAUGCUUUGUGUGCCUAAAAUAAUGUUUCUAUUGGUUGUUUUAAGGCAGAAAGGUUUAAAGUGGACUUUAUUAACUAUUCUCACAGUAAGUUCGAGAGUUUAACGUGGGUCAAGAGGUCACGCGGGUGGUGUUCUGUUGGGCGUUGGCUGUCUCAAACUGGAAGCCAUAUUGCCCUUGCCAGUGAAGUACGUGGCCCUGUUUGAAUGGGAUGUUUGUCACACGCUUCGUUGGUUGAGAAUGAACCGGUCUCCCUCAGCAGACAGGAUGGGUCUCUGACAACUCGAGCUGUGUUUUUCAGCGUUUUCACAGUGAAGAGGAUUACACUAACAUGUGGUGGGAUCCAUACGUACCUUGCAGGACACCACACGUAUAACUUACAUCUGCAGAUAUUUUCCAGUUUCAUGAGUGAGGAAUGUCCGGUCAGUGAUGCUUCCCACGCCGAAUGAAAUCCUAGUCUUGUGCUUAACACACAACAGAUCUUUAUGAAGCUGAGAGGUGCGGGUCAAAUCAAGAAGCAAUGAAAGAUUCAUAAUUUGCAAGACACCACCAGUACCUUGUUUCCGUCAUCAGUAUUCCUCCUAUGUGGUUCACUGCAUGGUUAGCAUUAGCGUGGCAUUGUAACCAUGACAGCCAAUCAGAGUGUAUUGUUCCGGGUCAUGGUAGCAGUAAGUUUUGGCAUAACACUAUUUCUAAUAGGUUAUAUCAGCUCUCACUUUAAACCAAUCAAAGACCUGGAGGUAGCAUUGGACUCUGAAAAUACAGAAUAUCACCACCCUCAUCCCAUAAGAGUUGACAAUUAUGAAUCCAGAUGUCCAAGCGUUCUGCAGAACAUGACCCAAGGUCAUUGGAGGACAAGACAGCUUACAGAGGCCCAAAAGAAUCGAUCAUAUCAGUAUUUUUACCAGAAAGGCGUACCCAAAUCCCUCCAGAGACCUGACAAUCGAUGUGGCAACGUAGGCUAUACAAACGUGACGACUUUCCUUCGAGCAAUUUGCAGUCCCACAGGGCCGACCCCAUGCUGCUACAACUUCAAGUGUGUUAAAAAGACAGAAGCCCAAUGUCGGUGUAAAAAUUGUUGGGAUAUUCGACAGCAGAUUCAUGCAGAAUAUUCCACCUGGACACCAUCCGAUCCCCGAUGUCGGCCACAACAAUAUAGUGCCAAUCAGACCUGCCACUUGUUGGAUGGCGGAACUAUCCGCUUCUUUGGGGAUUCCCUGGUGCAACACAUUUACACAGCCUUCCUGAUGACUGUUCGAGGCAACUUCAAAGAUGGGGGUAUUAGGCCAAGCGACACCAGAGUUUGGAAGAAGAGAUGCCCUGGGAUGAACAUGUUCAGACAAAUAAUGUGCAUGGGACGAUUGGACGCAAGGCCAAAUAUAUGUAGCGGCAGGGUGAAGCUCACCUGGAAGGAACACUACCUCAGCGGGAAAUGGCCAGAACUGAUCAAUGAGGUUACUAACAGCUUAAAUAACCGGAGGACCUUGUUCGUAGUUAGCAUAGGUAUUCAUGAAAAUUAUAACUCGACUAAUGUUCAGAUGCAAUACCUAAAGCCAACUUUGGAUAGGUUACGAAAGAUUGGCAUUCCCUGGCCAAAGGUGUUAUUUGUUGAUAUGAAUGCUCCAGGAAUAAUGAAACGUUCAGAUAAACAGUCAAAACCACAAGUCCUUCGAUUCAAUCAAGAUAUGGAGAAGUUUCUGAAUGAGUAUGCGGUACCUGUUUUAAAAACAUUUAACAUGACGGAUGGCGUGCAAAGCUUUGAUGGGACACAUUAUGAUUUGGAAGUGAAUGUCGUGAAGGCAAACAUUCUCUUGAACUAUAUACAGGAGCUCAGUGAUGCUGGUGUUUGGUAGCUGAUUGCGAUAGUUAACACUUACAAUAUAUUGUUGUGUGGGGUAUAUACGUUUUGUGGUGCUGUAAAAUUGUAGAUUACAAGGGCUUUAAAUGUAUUCGUGUGGGAUGACCUUUUAUUUGCGAGGACGAAUGUAUGAGGAUCGACUUGACCAUGUCGCCAUAAUCUGGUCACGUGAUAAUUCCGAGGACCAAUGUAUCGGCUUUUCAUGGCACAGUGUAUCUGAUUGAGUGUCGCACUGAUCUGGUCACGUGAUAAUUCCGACGUUUUGGCACACAUCUUUUACAUACAUCUGUUACCGUACUUUUGCUCCAGUGUAUACUAGCUGAUUUGUUCUUGGAAUAUUAUGUACAUAGAGAGGCAAAGAUGGUCGUUCGGUCUGUUCCUAUAGCAGGUUUUGCAGGUGCUUGUAGUAUAAGUCAGAACAGGAACUGAACGAGCCCCAAUAUCAUCGUCAUUUGUAUGGGUGAGAAUGCACUGUCCUGCGGUUGUUAAGGUGCUGGAACAUGCAGCAUUGAACAAUACACUCACUGCAUAUUUGAAUAAAAAAAAUCCAGAC
Haliotis rubra (blacklip abalone) is the source of this 2642-nucleotide messenger RNA. RefSeq lists its product as uncharacterized. The transcript has 4 exons. The coding region runs from base 858 to 2084 and encodes 408 amino acids. The record is from RefSeq and is a predicted model, not a curated record. NCBI's taxonomy places the organism in Eukaryota, Metazoa, Mollusca, Gastropoda, Lepetellida, Haliotidae.